Molecule: messenger RNA, 1050 nt
Organism: Aplysia californica (California sea hare)
Lineage: Eukaryota; Metazoa; Mollusca; Gastropoda; Aplysiida; Aplysiidae
Exons: 6
Coding region: 1-1050 (349 amino acids)
Source: RefSeq, a predicted model, not a curated record
AUGGAAAGCAGAGAAGGCCUGAACAAGGACGACAAACUUCAACUCACAGACCCAGAGGUCAUGUUUAUUCAGUUGCAUCAAAAGGCACUGUCCUUGGGCAUCAAACAACACCAGAUGGCACGACUUAAAUAUGUUCGUGACGUCACACAUGCAAAGUGGCACAGGGUGACUUCAGUUUUAAAGACUUCAUUUUUGUCUAUUCUGGGUUUAUUCUGUUUCAUCUCUAUAUCUUGGGCUCUGGAAUGGCCAGUGCCAAGGGAUAACCUGGCAAAGUUUGUGUGGCGACUAAAGGGUGAAAAUCCUGGCUAUUUUGAGUCGGAAAUUUGUCUACUCAAAGCUUCGCAAACAGCCCAAGAUCUCGCUCGGCCUCCAAUCUCGUGUGAAUUCUGCGAGGAUGUACAUGAAGUGCCCAGAGUUUCACAGAUUUCUCCUGACGAUUUCGAGAGGAAGUUUGCUUAUUCCGGACAUCCCGUCAUUGUGACUGAUGGAGCGUCUAACUGGACGGCCACAACAACUUUUAGCUUCGAUUUCUUUAGAGAUCUGUACCGACCCGGCAGUGCUGCCCUCAGAAAGGCAGAGUCCAGGUGCCAGUUCUUCCCGUACCAGACGGAGUUCCGGAGUCUGGGUCAUGUGUUCAAAAUGGAUCAAUCCAGGGCGGAGCUGAGUAGUGGGGCUAAGCCCUGGUACGUGGGAUGGAGCAACUGUGACGUCACUGCCGGUGAGAUAUUACGAAAGCACUACGGUCGACCUUACUUCCUUCCGGAAAAUGCCGAGUCGAGCCGAACGGACUGGCUGUUUAUGGGCAGCCCGGGAUACGGCGCUCACCUUCAUGUGGACAAUGUCCAUCUUCCGUCCUGGCAGGCACAGGUGGCCGGCCACAAGAGGUGGACACUACAGCCACCGCCGGAAUGCUACUUCCGGUGUAUCGCCAAGAUGGAGGUCACAGUUCGCCCAGGGGAAAUCAUCGUGGUGGACACGAACCGAUGGUACCACGCCACCCAGGUGACUGGACAAGACAUCAGCAUUACCAUUGGCUCGGAGUACGACUGA